This is a messenger RNA of Pneumocystis murina B123, 759 nucleotides long. Its product is annotated as 6-phosphogluconolactonase. The transcript has 2 exons. The record is from RefSeq and is a predicted model, not a curated record. Gene Ontology annotation, molecular function: 6-phosphogluconolactonase activity. Gene Ontology annotation, biological process: pentose-phosphate shunt; carbohydrate metabolic process. The coding region runs from base 1 to 759 and encodes 252 amino acids. Lineage: Eukaryota; Fungi; Ascomycota; Pneumocystomycetes; Pneumocystales; Pneumocystaceae.
AUGGCUACUCUUUAUUCAUUCCAAACAAAAGAUGAUCUAAGGAAUGCACUUUACCAAUAUAUAAAAAAAGCAUACAAUGAAAGUAUCAUAAAACAUAAUAAAUUUAAUGUAGCUAUUAGCGGAGGAUCAUUACCAAAGAUUUUGGGUGAAAAUAUUGAAAACUUAAAUGGUAUUGAUUGGAAUAAAUGGGAAAUAUUUUUUGCAGAUGAACGUGUUGUACCGUUAUAUAGUCAAGAUUCAAAUUACAAACUUUGUUAUGAUGAAUUUUUUAUGAAACUACCUAUUCCCAUGGAAAAUAUUCAUACUAUUGAUGUGUCUUUAUUAAAUAAUCCAGAAAAACUAUCUAAAGCAUACGAAUCAGUAUUAAUGAGAAAAUUUCCUAUUAAAAACACAAAAAAAUUUCCAGAAUUUGAUCUUUUACUAUUGGGUUGUGGAGAAGAUGGACAUACAUGUUCAUUAUUCCCUAAUCAUAAAAGUUUACAAGAAAACACCUCUUGGGUAAUAUCUAUUACUAAUUCACCAAAACCACCAUCAACACGCAUUACUUUCUCACUUCCAGUUAUAACUAAUGCACAAAGAAUUGCUUUUAUUGUAUUAGGAGAAAAAAAGCGGGAAAUUAUGAAAAGAAUAUGGAAUUAUAUAGAAGAAUUACCAUGCUCAUUAAUUAACAUAAAAGCAGGCUGUAAGGUACUAUGGUUCUCUGAUAUUUCUGCUACUGAAUUGGUUGAUGAAAAAAUAAAAAAGCAGUUCAAGUUAUAA